Molecule: messenger RNA, 501 nt
Organism: Phytophthora sojae
Lineage: Eukaryota; Oomycota; Peronosporomycetes; Peronosporales; Peronosporaceae
Exons: 1
Molecular function (GO): nucleic acid binding
Source: RefSeq, a predicted model, not a curated record
AAGCAGACAAUAACGACUCGCGGGGUCAAGACAGUCUGGGUGAAAUGCGCCAACAAGGACAAAACAAGAGCCACUGCGAUGCUACUUGCCGACUGGGAAGGAAACAAGGCCCCUCCUUUUUUGUUGUUUAAAAGCACACCUGCCAAGACAGAUCCGAAAAAGGAAGCCAACAAAAUUCUGCGAAAUGGAUUCGGUGUCACCGUGUGGAAAGAAGUUCGCGCGCUACAAGAGGAGAAUGAGUGCCAGAUAUACGGUAACAAGGCCGCGUGGUGGAACCAUGAAUUGUCUCUGAAGUUUCUGGAGUACAAUUUCGCUGGUCGAGAAAACCCAGAUGAGAACGUCCUUCUACUCUGGGACGAUUUUGGUGGCCAUUGGACGGCCGAUGUCCUGGAGUAUGCAGCAUCUCUGAACGUCAUCUUGCUGAAAGUGCCACCGAAGUACACAUACGUCUGCCAACCGGCAGACGUAUCCUGGAACAAACCGUUUAAAACGGCUUUGUGA